Papaver somniferum (opium poppy) is the source of this 1635-nucleotide messenger RNA. RefSeq lists its product as uncharacterized. NCBI's taxonomy places the organism in Eukaryota, Viridiplantae, Streptophyta, Magnoliopsida, Ranunculales, Papaveraceae. Bases 1 to 1635 code for a protein of 544 amino acids. The transcript has 3 exons. The record is from RefSeq and is a predicted model, not a curated record.
AUGGUUGACUUGUUCUUAGCCACACUAGGUCGCACUGAGCUUGUUAACCAUGAAAAUUGUGCUAUUGAUGAAGAUGGUUCAAAUGCUAAUGUUGAAGAUGGUUUUGGUGCUAAUGUGGAAGGUGGUGCUGGUGCUAGUGUUGAAGAUGGUGUCGACGCCGAUUUCAGAAAGAGGAUAUUGGAUGCAUUACAACCCCUGUAUCCAGAUUGUGGUGGUGAACAUACAAAACUGUCGACAGUGAUUGAGCUGCUUAGUUUGAAAGCAAGGUAUCAGUGUUCCAAUAUUUUUUUUACAGAAUUAUUAAAAUUUAUGAAAACUAUUUUACCGGAAGGGAACACGUUACCAUCUACAUGUGCUAAAGCUAAGGGUAUGCUCAAGCCAUUUAACUUGCCGGUCGAGAUUAUCCAUGAUUGCUCUAAUGAUUGCAUACUUUAUCGAAAGGAGUAUGUUGAUUAUGAAGAGUGUCCUAAAUGUCAGGCAAGUAGAUGGAAAGUACCUCCUGAAGGAAGUGAUCCAAAUGCUAGAAAAGUGACAGUGAAGAAACUAAGGUUUUUCCAAAUUACUGAAAGGUUACAGCGUUGGUAUGGUAAUCCAUGGAUUGCUGAGCAGAUGUACUAUCACUCUAAUGUUGAAGAAAGUAUUAUACACAUGCGACAUCCUGUGGAUUCUUCUUCUUGGAAGUCAAUUGAUAGGAAGUGGCCUGAGUUUGCUAUUGAGAAACGUAAUGUGCGUCUAGGACUAGCCACUGAUGCAUUACUUAUUCCUGGUCCAAGUGGUCCCAAUGGCAACAUUGAUGUUUAUUUGCAUCCCUUAAUUGAUGAGUUAAUUGAGUUAUGGUUAAAAGGAAAGCUAACGUAUGAUGCGCACAAAAAGACUUCCUUUACAAUGAAAGAAAUUUUAAUGUGGUGUAUACAUGACUAUCCGGCUUAUGCUUAUAUGUCUGGUCUGCGAACAUCUGGAAAAUUUGGUUGUCCGGCAUGUGGUAAAGAUACUGAGGCUCUGAGGCUGAAAUGGGGUAAUAAGUUUGCAUACAUGGGUCAUAGAAGAUUUUUAAGAGAUCGGUCUCACCCUUACAGACGUGAAACCGAAAAGUUCAAUGGAUUUAAGGAAGAUAGGGGUGCACCAAUUCGUUUGAGUGGCGUUGAAUUGUUUUAUAGGACAUCAACAACAAACAAGGAAUUCGGGAAGAUGGUAAAGCAGUUACAAGUUGAUUCUCCGUAUUCGAAGAGAUCAAUUCUAUACAAUCUUCCAUAUUGGAAGUUUCUGCAACUUCGUCAUAAUGUGGAUGUGAUGCAUGUAGAAAAGAACUUUGCAGAGAACAUGUUUGGGACUUUCAUGAACCACAAGGAUAAGUCUAAGGAUGGGGAUCCAGCGCGCAAGGAUUUGGAACUGCUGAACUUAAAACCUGACUUGUGGUUGAUGAAAACAAAGGGUAAAGUAGAACGCCCCCCAGCUCCUUAUUGCUUGCCUAAGAAUGAAAUAGAACUAGUCUGUAAAAGUUUUAGCAAACUGAAAGUUCCUAUUGGUUAUAGUGGAAACUGGAAAAAAAAAGUGGAUAUGAAAGAGUUACAAUUUAAGUGUUUGAAGUCCCACGACUACCACAUGCUUAUGCAAGGUUUGAUGCCAAUUUUCUAA